GAGUUUCAUUCGACAGUCACUUUGUUAAGUAAUCAAUUCAAUGCAAAGCAUGCAAGUAGCUCAACCAACUAUUAGUGGCGGAGCCACAUUGAACUCACCUAUUAUCAAGAUUCAUAUUCGUGUUCUUAAAAUAUUUAGGCUUCCCUACUGAGAGUUCCGGCUCUGCUAUUACUGGCUAUAGAUCGAAAGAAUAAGAUGUUGGAUAUCCUCAGCCGACACAAGUCCGUGCGAAACUCGUACACUCAAACCUGACAAAUAGAGGUCAUCUUGGCGGUCAACAACAUCAAAAUUGAUCUCGAAGAAGCUGGACAAAGGAGUGUGCACGAAGCAAUAGGGACAUGCGGACCGACAAACACACUGGAAUAUAUGUCAAGGGUAUAAAGUCAGGGAGAUGACCCAUAGUAGUAAAAUCAUCGUAUGAAAACAGUAAAAUAAUAACGUGAAAUUUUAAUUUAUCACAGUGAUAAAACCGUGAUAUGACAUAAGGGUGCAAAGAUUAAUUACUAGCCCCCCAGGCCCCACCCAUUGUCCUUAUAUUAGUUUUCGAUUAUUCGGAUUGUGAACCGAUAAACUGAAAUAAUGAUUUUGUAAGAAUUUGCAGAUUUCAAUUUUGAACUAGAUCUACUCCUCAUUAAAUUUUAAAUGCAAUCUAAAAAAAGGGUCAUUAUUAAUAAGUAAUUUCCCUCUCUAGAACGCUAAUAAAUGGUUAAACAUUUAAUAAUAGAUCUCCCUGCCCAUUGCAUAUUGAGUUAUUGACUAAAAAACUUUUGAUAGAACUACCAUACCUUGAGUACCUUUUUAAUUAAGGAAGCUUAUCAGCAUCAUUAACUUCCCAAGAUAUAUCAUAUCAUGUCAGAAAAAAAUAACUACCCAAGAUAUAAAUGUACACAUACACUGAAGAAGAAUAUACAGCUUUGAAUCCUUGUGAGAAAACAAGUGUCUUAGGGUACGAACCAGUCAUGGGGAUAGAAAGCAGCAGCAGCAGCAGAGUUAUCUCGACAGCAGCGAUUCUGAGCACCACCGUCAUCAUCUCGAAUCUACUGCUCUCUGCCACAACCGCAGCGGCGUACUCCUUCUGGCCGUACCACCAUGUACACGUCACCAACGAGCUCACCGGCGGGAAGGUGUUGCUUGUCCAUUGCAAGUCCGGCACCCGCGAUUUGGGAGUCCAGAACAUCACCCCGACCAACGAGUUCACGUGGCGGUUCCGGCCGGGGUUUCUUUUUGUGUCGACUCUGUUCUGGUGCUACAUAGCCCCCGACGGCGGCCGCCACAUCCACUUCGAUGCGUGGACGGAUCAUGUAUCCGAGAAGUAUGAGUAUGGUUACAGCAUCUCCUGGGUUGCUAAAGACGAUGGGCUUUAUGUAAGAAUUCCAAAGAAAGGUGAUCAAUAUUGGCAAAUGUGGGAUCAGGGGAGGAUGGAAAAAUGACCAAGAACUCUCUUGAUUUCUUAAUUGGUCAUUAAGGAUAGCUGAAUGUCAUUUGGAUUUAUCGAAUAAUUAUAUCCAGACUGCCAAUUUACCAGAUUUUGGUUGGAGCGUUAUUGACGUGAAUCAGUUGGUUCCAGUGAUUAUAUUUGAUCUCAUGUGUUUGAAACUUGUAGAGCCUCAUAUUAUCAUAUGCGUAAAUUAACCGUUAAUAUAAGGUCCGUAGAGACCCAUGUGCUUGAAGUUGUACAUGGCCCUUACAUUGUGUGUAAACUAAUAGUUAAUAUAUGGUUUGUAGAUGUUCGAACAUGUGUCAUGUGGUAUCUAAGUUUAAGGCUCUGUGACAAGUAAGGUUGUUAAUGAGGUGAGCUAUUCGUGAGCGGCUCGGUAUUGAACUCGAUAAAACCUCGUUCGUUUAAAAAAAGUUCGGCUCGUUAAUAAACGAGUCGAGCUUGAGCUCUACCUUGUUCGGCUCGUGAACUAGCUCGAUUAGGUUGCUCGUUGAAUACAACUCAUGAACUGUCUUGUUUUGAACUUAUGAGAUGUCCCAACAUUGUGACUAGAGAGCCAACUCGACUACAGCUUUAUGAGAAAAUCAAUCUAUAUUUUUUGAGUUGGUUUGUUAAUGAUGCAUAUAAUUAUUAAAUUGUAUAUAUCACCUCAUAUGGUGUUUAAUAAAUUGAGUAUAUGUAAGCAAAUACGUCUCAUAUAUGACAUAACAUUAGGUAAUCACAUGUAUCACAUAUGACAUAUAUACAUAUUAGGGUAUUUAUAUUAUAAAUUAUCUUAGAGUUGAGUACGAGUCGAACUUUCGAUCUUAAUGAUGUGUCAAGAUUUAAUAAAUGAGUUGGCUCGUGUUCGACUCGACUCAGCUCGUUUAUAAACAAGUCAAGCUCGACCUCAGCUCGUUUAUAAACGAGCCAAACAUGAACAAGACAAAACUCGACUCGGCUGUGCUCAUUAACAACCCUAUUUACAAGUAAAAAACUAAUGAUUCCAAUUACUGAAGUUGUUAGAAGUUAUACAUGGUCAAUUUAUUCUCCAACAUUAUCACUAGACCAAUCAUUUUAAGUAUUUAAAAAAAAAUAUUUCACAUAAAGUAAAUUUUCUUCCUAAUUUGAUGCGAUAAGUUGAAAAAUCCAAACAAAUCCUAGAUUAUGACAAAAAUUUUACCAAGGAAUAGAAUAUACAAGGAAUAAGUAAUCAAGGAUAAGGUUGUCA
Messenger RNA from Linum trigynum, 2648 nucleotides. Lineage: Eukaryota; Viridiplantae; Streptophyta; Magnoliopsida; Malpighiales; Linaceae. The record is from the annotation of a GenBank genome assembly.